UGCGGGCCAACAUGGAGUAUCUGCAGGUUCUGAAACGCGGGCUGCAGCAGAUCAGCGGCCAUGGCGGCCUCCGUGGCUACUUAAGAGUUUUCUUCAGGGCAAAUGAUGUGAGGGUCGGUACAUUAGUAGGGGAAGAUAAAUAUGGAAACAAAUACUAUGAAGACAACAAGCAGUUUUUUGGUCGUCACCGUUGGGUUAUGUAUACUACCGAAAUGAAUGGCAAAAACACAUUCUGGGAUGUGGAUGGAAGCAUGGUGCCUCCUGAAUGGCACCGUUGGCUUCACUGUAUGACUGAUGAUCCGCCAACUACAAAGCCACCUAUUGCUCGUAAGUUCAUUUGGACGAACCAUAGGUUCAACGAGUCCGGCACCCCAGAACAAUAUGUACCUUAUUCCACCACCAGAAAGAAGAUUCACGAGUGGGUCCCACCUUCAACACCUUACAAGUAAAGACAAUGAAAAAUUUAAAUAUGUAAAAAUAAAAGCAACUUUUC
Molecule: messenger RNA, 493 nt
Organism: Elephantulus edwardii (Cape elephant shrew)
Lineage: Eukaryota; Metazoa; Chordata; Mammalia; Macroscelidea; Macroscelididae
Gene: NDUFA12
Product: NADH dehydrogenase (ubiquinone) 1 alpha subcomplex, 12
Exons: 4
Coding region: 12-449 (145 amino acids)
Biological process (GO): response to oxidative stress; mitochondrial respiratory chain complex I assembly
Cellular component (GO): membrane
Source: RefSeq, a predicted model, not a curated record